Molecule: messenger RNA, 750 nt
Organism: Quercus robur (English oak)
Lineage: Eukaryota; Viridiplantae; Streptophyta; Magnoliopsida; Fagales; Fagaceae
Product: histone H2A
Exons: 2
Coding region: 112-564 (150 amino acids)
Cellular component (GO): nucleosome
Molecular function (GO): protein heterodimerization activity; DNA binding; structural constituent of chromatin
Source: RefSeq, a predicted model, not a curated record
CAUACCGCUCGCUCACACAAUUUCCAUUUCCAUUUCCCACUUCCAGUCCAACCACUCUUUCCCUAACUCCCUGUUUGUUUCUCGAGAAAAUUCUUUUUGUGUGAUUUUUUCAUGGAUACAGGUGGAAAAGUGAAGAGAGGAGCUGGAGGAAGAAAAGGCGGCGGUCCAAAGAAGAAACCCGUCUCCCGGUCCGUCAAAGCCGGUCUACAGUUCCCAGUCGGUCGGAUCGGUCGGUACUUGAAGAAAGGCCGAUACGCUCAGCGUGUCGGUACCGGUGCUCCGGUUUACCUCGCCGCCGUGCUCGAGUACUUAGCUGCUGAGGUUUUGGAAUUGGCUGGAAAUGCUGCAAGAGACAACAAGAAAAACAGGAUUAUCCCGAGGCAUGUGUUGCUAGCCGUGAGGAACGAUGAAGAGCUUGGAAAGCUUCUUGCAGGUGUGACCAUUGCACAUGGAGGUGUACUUCCCAACAUCAACCCUGUCCUUCUUCCGAAGAAGACCGAGAAGGCGGCCACAAAGGAGCCCAAGUCUCCAGCCAGGGCCACUAAAUCGCCCAAGAAAGCUUAAUGUGUUAAAACAAAUUCAGUCUUUUGUGUCACUGUAUGUAAUUUCCUAUCUGUAUGUGGCUUGUAGGGAAGCUUUUUAAUGUUGUUAGGAGUUAGGACCAUUUGUACUCUUUGUUUCCAUGUCAUUGUAGUGUUAAAACAUCCUUUGUUUUAAGUCAUUGAAAUGAAAUUGCAGCCCAGUUUGGUA